CCCAUAUUGAUCCAUGGGUUUGAGUUGACUUCACUCCUCCCCAGUCGCCCAUUUGAACAACUCUGGCGCCUUGCUUGGUCUUGCUUCUGAUCCCCGAUAAUAUCCCCCUUUUCAUGUCCUUCUAUCCUUAAGAUACCCUUGGGCACCCUUUCCACAGGUCUUCUACGUAAAUAUUAUUUGCGACUUUCCCUCCGCUACCCCUUAUCCUACCAUUACUUCUUUCAAGUUUUCUUGUCACAAUGGCAUCCACUUCCGCUGUAGGGUCGUAUUCGAACCCUUUGAAAAAGUUCAAGCUGGUGUUCUUGGGAGAGCAGAGCGUUGGCAAGACGUCCCUGAUUACGAGAUUUAUGUACGACUCAUUCGAUAAUACAUAUCAAGCGACCAUCGGAAUCGACUUUCUGUCGAAGACUAUGUACCUAGAGGAUAGAACUGUUCGACUCCAACUUUGGGAUACAGCCGGUCAAGAACGAUUCCGGUCGUUAAUUCCUUCCUACAUCCGGGAUUCAAGUGUUGCUGUUGUUGUUUACGAUAUUUCAAACGCCAAGUCCUUCCAGAACACCCGCAAGUGGAUAGACGACGUACGAGGGGAGCGUGGCAAUGACGUUAUUAUUGUUCUAGUUGGAAACAAAACUGAUCUUAACGACAAGCGUGAGGUCACAACCGCGCAGGGUGAAGAGGAGGCUAAGAAGAACGGGUUGAUGUUCAUCGAGACUAGCGCCAAAGUUGGUCAUAAUGUCAAGCAACUUUUCCGGCGGAUAGCCCAAGCUCUACCAGGCAUGGAAGGCGAAGGUAGCAGAGGAGAAAGCCAAGUGAUCGACGUGAACAUCACCCCAAAAGAGACCACAACCAACGAUGGAUGCGCUUGCUGAAUGCUGUAAUGUACUACCUGGUCACCAUUUUCGAUUACAUUCACCAAUUUGUUUCCUCGAUCUCAUUGAUGAGGUUUGAGAUUGUCAAUAUUGCUGCCAUUCUUAAUCUGUACAUUUUUCUCCCUUUGCUUUUCAAGUGAAUAGCGUGUUUAGAUCGAAGCCGUUUUUUCUUUUCUCUUUCUUUCCUGUUUUCCUACACGGUCGCCUGGUGCUUGGUGGGAGAAUUCGGCGUUCUACUUGCUACAUCGCAUCAACAUCCCAUUGCUUGCCCCCCAGAUUCAUGCGAUAUCCUUUCUAUCUUUAACGGCCCAGAUUUGAGUUUAUGGUUCUAAGAUGUCAUGGCUCUUGUAAGAUUUUGGACAACGUCUACUAUACAUAUAUAUUGUACUAUUCACCAUACUAUUCGCAACUGCAUAGCAUCCAGAAAUGUCAGCCAGCAGAAUUAGGAGCAAACGAAAAAUGAAAACGAAAAGAAACAGGUCAAGGCAGACAUUCGCAUAUCUUCAUAAUACGACGGAGUAAACAACCCGGAGUUGGUCAUUAGC
Messenger RNA from Aspergillus pseudonomiae, 1414 nucleotides. Its product is annotated as Rab family GTPase YPT6. Gene Ontology annotation, molecular function: GTP binding; GTPase activity. The record is from RefSeq and is a predicted model, not a curated record. Lineage: Eukaryota; Fungi; Ascomycota; Eurotiomycetes; Eurotiales; Aspergillaceae. The coding region runs from base 240 to 869 and encodes 209 amino acids. The transcript has 5 exons.